AUGAUAGUAACGGAUAUGUUAAGUAUAAUUUAUACACAGGAAGAGAAAGAAAAGAAAAAGAUGAUCCAAAAUAGUAGAGACAAACAGGUAGAAGGUAAAGUAAUGAAGCAUGUAAAAGAAAAAGACAGUAAAAUGAGUUGGACAUUUGAUAAUGGCAGGGAAAAAGAGAUACAACUAGAAAAGGGGGGGGGGUGCGGUGCUAAUUAA
Molecule: messenger RNA, 207 nt
Organism: Vairimorpha ceranae
Lineage: Eukaryota; Fungi; Microsporidia; Nosematidae
Exons: 1
Coding region: 1-207 (68 amino acids)
Source: RefSeq, a predicted model, not a curated record